Hemibagrus wyckioides is the source of this 2010-nucleotide messenger RNA. RefSeq lists its product as uncharacterized. The record is from RefSeq and is a predicted model, not a curated record. Lineage: Eukaryota; Metazoa; Chordata; Actinopteri; Siluriformes; Bagridae. The coding region runs from base 203 to 523 and encodes 106 amino acids. The transcript is spliced from 8 exons.
ACAUAGCAGUCCUGUUCAUAAAAAUUGAGCCACAGUGUUAGGUGAUUUCCAGAGAAAAGUGCACAUCUGUGAAAUAAACAGGACUGCGUAAGCUUGUGUCUUCUUCAUGCUUGUGUGAAUCCCCCACUUGGUUCUAUCGAAGAGUGAAAAGUGUGUGUAUUUCCUGUUCCCGCUCGGUGCAUGUUCUGAAGCUAACAAUAGCAUGAUGUUGCGGUUAUUCCUCCUGACUUUGCUUCUCACAGUGAAGGCUUUUGAAACAGACACUGAUGGUUCAGGAUACGUAGGAGAUGAUGAAGAAGAUGAGGAAACACAAACACCAGGAACACAUCUUGCUGUGAAAAAUGAAUUCAGCAAUGUCGACCAUGAUGACGGAAGCACCACAAUCAUUAUCAUAGCAGCAGUGAGUGUGGUCACUCUGGCCAUUGUGGCUAUAAUAGCUGUAAUACUUUUCAAACGUCAUUUGCAGAGACGGGAACAAGGUGUGUACAGUGUACCAGUGGAGCAGGGCCAGAAAUGCAUCUAAACUUGCAGUUCUCCACUUCUGCUUCUGGGAUCUCAGCAGGGACACCUCAACACAAAAAGAGCUUCAUUUAUGCAGCCUGCCAUUAUGUCAAAGCAGACCUAUUUUCUUACUGUCAUCAACUUUAACUUGUCUUUAGAUUAAUCGAUUUUAAAUGAAUGCACUCUUUUGUUGAAAUACUAUGGACCAAAGAAUGAUUUCUGCACCACUGAUAUCAUUUGUUUCUAACUGAGACCAGAUGUUUUAUUUUUUAUUAUUUUUAUUUUUAUUUUUUUAGUUUUCAACAUCUCUAAAUGUGCUAUUCGCUGCAUGGUAGCCCUCAUGAUUCUUUAUCUGGUCCAAAUCAGAUGCACUUUAAGCACCUGUGGUUAGUCAGAGCAAUCAGAUAAACUUCCUACAAUUUUUUCCAUUUAUGGUAAGCAUAUCUUCCAUUGCCCUCAUGCAGAAUCUCGAAGGCAUUCAAGGGUGUAGGGAAAAGAACAGAAACUUUGUUACAUGCGUAGGGCCAGACUGGGUUUAGUAAAAAAAAAAAAAAAAAAGUAACCAGAUGGUGACUGAGAAACUACGGAUAGACCAGUGACAGUUCUAUAUCAUACAAGAAUAAGUUGGACAUCUAGUCUUUUAUUUUUGCUCUACCUUCACUGGAGUGCUAAUCACCUCAAAUUUAAAUGGCUGGUGCUAGCACAAACAAACCCUCUGAAAUCCAAGGAUUUGGAGGGGUCAAGAAGGCACUAUUUCACCCAGGGAAUCUCUUACAGGGAUAGCUUUGUAACAUAUACAUUAAAGUGACUAAUCCAAAUCACCUGUGUGUGGGCGAGAAGGAGGUGUGAAACACACCUACACAGGUGCUGUACAUUCAUCCUUGCUUUUACUUGUUUUUCUUGCUUUAGGUCUUUCUUUCAAAUAAAGUGGUGCUCUAAUUGCAUAGGCCUCUAGGUGUUUGAGCUUGACAGUUAAGAGUGUGUGUGUGUUUGUGCUGAGCAGCACUCGUCUAAAACCAGUGUAGCCUACAGUAUAACAAUCCUGUAAAGUCACUCACUGAAUGAAUUCUUGCACUGAUGCAAUAUUAGAUUUUAAAAAACAUUUCAAUUAAUUGUAGCAAUAUUUAAUUUAAUUGGGUUUGACAAUACAAAUUCAUCUUUCUAGGAAAACCUGUAAGGAUUAUUGGUAUUAUUAUUUUUUUUUUAGUACAAAGCCUCAUCUAAAACCCAUUUUUCCGUUUAAGGUUUUUUUUCUAUCUGCUUUGCACCAAGUAUUGAUUUUACUCAUGAUGACAGAUUUCUUUUGAGUGCCUGUUCUUUGUCCUGUCUCAAACUGUUUUACUAGAAGAAGAGAAACGAACAUGAACUUAGCCAUUUUAUGACAUCUGUUACUGGCUUGUAAUGAGGCAAUUUAUUACAGCUUUGAUGGAUACAAUAAGAAAAGAAAUAUAUGUUAUAUGGAAUGUAGGGUUUAAAUAAAGCCUAAAAAAAAAAAAAAAAAAAAAACAA